UCUGAUAUCACUGAUGAGUGAUAAUACGAAAGACAAUAAUAAGAAAUGGAAUAACACAAAUGAGUAAUUAUUCUCGCAGUUGUAAAUAAAUGGAAAUAAAAUCAUAGGAUCUUACACGAUUGCGAUGUUAUAAAUUGACCAUCUUCUUUCAAAGCAAUUCUACAGGUUACGAAUGAAAUGUUUUAUGUCCCUUCUCCUGUAUCUGAAGGUAUUUCAGAAAAUGAGGAAGCUACAGAACGUACUACCAACUCAAACUCACCUGCGGAGGAAACAUACGAAAACGAAUGGAAUAACCUUACUUCCCAGAAGGAUAUUAAUGUUUUGAAAAACUACGCCUGCGAAGGAAAUUUGCGAUCUUCUUCCAUCAGAAGCAUAUACUGGCGUGUGUUCCUCGAUAUUUUCCCCAUUUCCUUAUCCGAAGAAUGGUUAAAUAUAGCGAGAUGUUCGCGUAAAACAUACAACGAAAUGAAAAAUGAUUUUUCAUUAGAUCCUCGCACUUCUUCUAGUCUUCCAGAUGAUAAUCCUCUGUCGCAAGAUGAAAAUAGUGUGUGGUACAAAUAUUUCUGUGAUAAUGAACUGAAACGAGUAAUCAAACAGGAUGUCGUUCGAACCUCACCGGAGAAAGCCUUUUUUCAACAAUCAAAUAUUCAAGAAAUUAUGAUAAAUGUGCUUUUCAAUUACGCCCGACAAAACCCUAAAAUAUGCUACAGACAGGGUAUGCAUGAAAUUUUAGCCCCUCUUGUGCUUGUACUUCACGAGGAUUAUGAAGCAUUUGAACAGGCCAAGCAGACUUCUGUGAUAAAUUCGUUCAUUUCGGAAAUUUUAGAUUCGAAUUACCUGGAAGCAGAUGUUUUUCAUCUGUUUUCGUUUAUUAUGUGCCAUAUGGCUAAAUAUUAUGAUGUUGGUAAUGUUCCUACAGCAAGUGGUCACUUUCCCUCACAAAAUUUUUCAUCAGAAAACAACGAUUCGAGUAAUGAAAUAUCCGAAAGUCCAAUAUGUUCUCAUUUAAACGAUUUGAAAGAUACCAUUUUAUCGUCUUGUGAUCGUCAACUAUACGAUUAUUUAAUAAAGCUGAAUAUACCAUUUACAGCUUUUGGCAUCCGCUGGUUAAGACUUCUGUAUGGUAGAGAAUUUCCAUUUAGAGAAUUAUUGAUCUUAUGGGACGCUAUUUUUGCGGUCCAACCCGACUUCGAUCUAGUCGAUUACAUUAUAAUUGCCAUGUUGAUAGCGAUCCGUGAUAAAUUAUUGAGUAGCGAUUAUAUGGAAUGUUUGAAUUGUUUAAUGAAAUAUCCAGCCACAGUAAAUAUAACGUUCGUUGUAAAUUUCGCUUUAUAUAUUCACAAUCCGAUGUCUUAUCAAAAACCCUCGACGAAACAUUUAAACGUAAUAUCGAGCGAACAGUCAUCGCAAGACAAAAAUAAUACUGCGAACAAAACUCAUAAUUUGAAACCGAAUUCCAACAAACAUUUGAAUAUCGCUAAAAAGUUCAAGAAUUUAAAAAUGAAUCCAAUGAAGAAGAACUCGUCCAAGGAUCAUGAUUUUAAUCUCGUUGAUGAUUAUUCGACCAAAACUUUUGAAGUAGUUGUCACCGAGCUGAAACAUAUGCGAGUGGUGAUGUCAUUAUGUAAACUGAAACUUUACCAAUAUCACGAAAUUUUGACCGCCUCUGUUUCAUCAGAAGAUACCAAAGCUCAACAAGCACUAACUGGUAUACAAGAGCUAUGCACGUUAUUGGAUAUCGAUCACUUUUCGCUGAAAUCUUCAGACAACAGCAAUAAUUCAGAUAUCGAGACUGGACGAGAAGCCAGAGAGGUGCAAUUUGCGUAUCCAGAAUGUAGUAGUAGUUCUUUUUCGCGUCCUUCGAUCGACGCAGUUGCGCUUUAUUUACCACCACCCAAUAGUGAUAUUGAUAUGAAAAUAUUCAAACGUACCGAAUGUGAAACGACUGAUUUUUCAAAAUUUCCUGUGGAAAAUCCACUGAAACUUAAUAAUAGAGAUUAGGUAAUUUUAAUCAUUUCAUUUUUAUUAUUCAACUUUUAUAAUUGUAUGUACUUUCUCAUUUACCAUUUAUUUUACUUAUUUACAUUUGUUCUUUUUUUCUUUUUUUAAACUUGAGUUUUAAGUUGAAUAACAAACUGAUGAUGGCAAAAGAAGUAGAAAAAUGUAUCCCAGCAUUGUUAAAGUUGCAUUCACGAAUGUUAACACGAACUUAUAAUAGUGUUCGGAAGAAAUAAUAUUUGAGCUUUUUCUGAAACACAAAAAUUUAGUGAAAGUAUUUGUUUUUCGUUAUAUUAUUUUUAUCGCAUUUUUAUUACUUAUUUUUUCCAACAAAUUAUACUGUUGUUCUCAAUA
Molecule: messenger RNA, 2352 nt
Organism: Planococcus citri (citrus mealybug)
Lineage: Eukaryota; Metazoa; Arthropoda; Insecta; Hemiptera; Pseudococcidae
Gene: TBC1D5
Product: TBC1 domain family member 5
Exons: 14
Coding region: 178-2001 (607 amino acids)
Biological process (GO): activation of GTPase activity
Molecular function (GO): GTPase activator activity
Source: RefSeq, a predicted model, not a curated record